Anneissia japonica is the source of this 1707-nucleotide messenger RNA. RefSeq names its product ADP-ribosylation factor-like protein 2. Gene Ontology annotation, molecular function: GTPase activity; GTP binding. Gene Ontology annotation, cellular component: microtubule cytoskeleton; cytoplasm. The transcript has 6 exons. Gene Ontology annotation, biological process: protein folding. The record is from RefSeq and is a predicted model, not a curated record. Bases 78 to 632 code for a protein of 184 amino acids. NCBI's taxonomy places the organism in Eukaryota, Metazoa, Echinodermata, Crinoidea, Comatulida, Comatulidae.
CUAAGAAACAAAUGGUAACCAUAUUUCGGGAAAGUAUACUUCGAUAUAUUAAAUUCUGAAGUAUUAUUACGUUAAUUAUGGGUCUUCAUUCAAUUUUGAGAAAAAUGAAACAAAAAGAAAAGGAACUGAGGUUAUUAAUGCUUGGAUUAGACAAUGCAGGCAAGACAACUAUCCUAAAGAAGUUCAAUGGUGAAGACAUAAACACAAUAUCACCUACUCUAGGAUUCAACAUUAAAACACUGGAACAUCGAGACUUCAAGUUGAAUAUAUGGGAUGUCGGUGGUCAAAAGUCGCUGAGAUCCUAUUGGAGGAACUAUUUUGAAAGCACCGAUGGACUGGUGUGGGUUGUAGAUAGUGCAGACAAAAGGCGAUUAGAAGAUUGCAAGACAGAACUGCAUGGUCUUCUCCAAGAAGAGAGGUUAGCUGGUGCAACUUUAUUGGUGUUCUCCAAUAAGCAGGAUCUCCCAGGAUCAUUGAGCCCCGAAGAAAUCAGACAAGCAUUGGAUUUGGAUCAAAUUAAAACACAUCAUUGGAUGAUCAUUGGAUGUAGUGCAGUGACUGGAUUAAAUCUUUUGACCGGUAUUGAUUGGUUGAUUGACGAUAUAGCCUCACGGAUAUUCACAAUGGAUUAACAAUUUAUCCUUGAUAAACGUAGUCUGAAGUGCAAUGCUUGGGUUUAUAGGAAGUUCUGUAUGCUACAGUGUGAGGCAUGCUCAGCUGUUGUUAAUUUAUCUAGUCAUAAAUAAUUUUUUAUCUGUAAAUUCCUUUUUCAAAUUUACAAUUGUUUAUAUUUUGUAAUGUUUUGUAAAUCAGCUUAUUGGUAAAUUAUAUAAUGAGUGCCCCCACACAAUUCCCAAAAGAGAUGUUUGUAUAAUUAUGAAAAUGUAGCUUUCUGGUGUAGCUGUUUACUGCAGACUUAUGGACUUAAGAUAUAAGAGAUUUAGUUGUUACUACAAUAAUAUGGCAUACAAUACAAUUAUAAUUGAUGAAUAAAUUAACAUCAAUUUAUGGUGUAUGGGUCCAAAUACAGACCUCAAUACUACUCCACUAUUUAGAAUGUUCAUGGUCUUUACCAGCUUUGAUCUUUAAUUACAGGGAGAAAUAUCUGAUGUUGCUUAUCUAUCCCAAGGUUUGAGUUGUAGGGAACAUUAACUCAAGUAUUUAGAAUAAUAUAAAAUUAAAUCAAAAUAUACUGAAAUACAUAUUUGGUGUAGCAUAAUGGUAAAUCUUGGCUCUCAAAGUAAACACCAGCAGUGAUUAUGUCACCGGAUCCUGUCAGUGAUGGUCAUGUGUCUUCCGAAGAAGACAGCUACUAUAACAAUAUACAGUAACAGUAGACAAUGGUUAAAUUUUAAGAAUGUAAAUUUAUGGGACUAAAAAACAACUCAGAAAACAAAACCUGAUUUUUGAUUCAUAUAUUGUAGAUUAAAUUGUUGGUGAUUGUGGCCCUCCGAUAUGGAAUUUCCCUGCUGCUAUGUAGGGCCUAGCUAGGGAUAGGGCUAAGACAUACUCUGCUAUCAAGCAAUGUAGCUGGGAGAGUAUAUCUGCUACUUUUUGAUGUGGCAUUGAAGGGUGGUUUGUCUGCUACAGACUAGAGAUGUGGCAAGAAUUAAGAGCUGCUACAUUGUUAUAUUGCUAAUUAAUUGGAAUUGACAAGAAUCAUGUUAUUUUGCAUUAAAAAGUACCAAUGUUUACAGUAGUAUUCAA